AUGGAGCCGGGCGACCAGUUCAAGGACUUGUUGAAGCGGCUUGCUGCGGAGCAUGACAAGCUGUUGCAGCGCGCCGAGGAGGAGCACGAAGCGUGGCUCCGAACCCUUCAGGGCCUCGCUUCGAUCUUCGAACCCAGCGAGCCGCGCGCCCUCGCUGCAGGCCUGGACGUCUUUCCGCUUCUCGCUCCAGUGCCGCCGGAGCAGCCGGCUCUGCCAGAGGAUUUGGACCCCUGGCCCUCCUUCGAAGAGGAAGUCGACUUCGACUCCAACGACGUGGAGGAUGCGGUUCUAUCAGUAGAGACGGGAUCUCCGCUAGUGCGAGCGAUCUCUGAGAAGAUGGUGGAUAUGGUGGCAGUGAAGAAGGUGGACUCCCUCUCCAGUGCUGCGGGUAGAUCGCGGCAGUCCGCCAAGAUGGAAAGCCUCUUCAGCGCCGAGAGCGAGAAGUGCUGGCGAUGCCAACUCUUCCCAUGGAUUGAUUAUGUGGCGGGGAUCGCCGUCCUUUUUAACUCUCUGCUGAUGUUGCUGCAGUUGGAACUCGAGGGCCGCUCGGCCGCGGUCUUCCUGGGCCAGAGUGCGCCCUCCUACGCCCACGAGCUGCAGCUGGUCCAGGCCGCCGAGUCCUCCUUUGUGUUUUUCUACCUCGUGGAGCUCUUGUUAAGGAUCUCGGUGGAGCGGCAGGGCUUUUUCCAGGAUGUGGCGAACCUCUUCGACGGUGUCUUGGUGGUUCUGGGGGUGGUGGAUGUGGCCGUCAGUCGCCCCUUCGAUCCCAGCUUCACCGACCUCGAGGACGAGCCCUCCCUGAAGCUCAUGCGCAGCCUCAAGUCCAUGCGCGCGCUGCGCCUGGUGCGGACCUUCCGCUUCGUGCGGGGCCUGCGCUUGCUGGUGACGGCGUGCAAGUGCUUCCUGCCGUCGCUCUUCUGGUCCAUGGUGCUACUUGCGGUCUUCAUGAUCAUGGGUGCGUUGACUUUGGGAACGACUCUGCAAACCUUUGUGGCUGAUCCUGCGACCGAGCUCGAGGAGAAGAUCUGGGUUUGGACGCGCUAUGGCACAGCCUUCCGAGCCCUAUACACCAUGUAUGAGGUGACCUUUGCUGGAAACUGGCCAACCAAUGCGAGGCCUGUCAUUGAAGCUGUGAGUCCACUCUUCGCCCUGUUCUACCUGGGCUACAUCACCAUUAUCGUCUUCGCGCUGAUCAGAGUGAUAUCGGCCCUCUUUUUAAAAGACACCCUUGAUGCGGCCCAGAGUGAUGCAGAUCUGGCUGUGGUCGACAAGAAAGAAAGACGGAGGGUCUAUGUGGAGAAGCUGGAAGCCUUGUUCACUGCAAUUGAUGUAAACCAAACCGGCAUGAUCACAGAGCAACAACUGGCCAGCGUUUUGUCGCUUCCAAACAUUCACGCGUACCUGGAGACCCUCGACUUGGACGUGAAAGAAAGCGCUGCGCUCUUCAAGCUCUUGGAUGAUGGCGACGGGGAAGUAACACUUCACGAGUUUAUUAAUGGCAUUAUGCAUUGCAAAGGGGAAGCGCGCGCGAUUGACCAGGUGCUGAUGCAUUCGGAGCUAAGGCUCGUGGCCAAGCGGCUGGACGGACUGUGCAUGCAUGUGGGCUUCGAGGCCAACGAGCGGACGUCGAAGCAGAUGCAGCAGAAAGCUUUCCAAAGCAAGGUCGUGGCCUUCCUCCAUCUGACGGCCGCCAUCCAAGUGGGUCCCGAAGGAGCGAUCCGCGAGAAGAAUGCGACCCAGGCGGCGCUGGAGGCCUUUGGUUCAGCCAAAUGUCCUUGCGUGGGCUUCGCGGACGUGAACGGGGUCACCAUGGCUUUGGUGGGGGAGAGUUACGUCGCCUACCCAGGCGACCUGGGCAGCAGCUGCCAGCCUUGGGACCAGAACCGGAAUCCCGAGUGCCGAGAGGGAGAGGGGCGCAAGAGUUGGUGCAAGCAGCCAUGGUGCUAUGUGGAUGCGAGGAAGUGUGACUUGGAGGUGGUGCCCACGCUGUCCAAGUACCUGCCAUCAGCCCGAUUCCAGAACAUGCCUCUCUUCUACUCCUAUGAUACCUGUGGGGUCGAGACCCCCAAGAUCGACCAGGACCCUGUGGACGGUUGCAAGUGCAUUGGCAUAGACCAUCGGGCUGGAAGCUUUGCCGUCAGCCUGGACGAUGGCCUCGUCCAGUACCCGGCCGAGCUGGGAGGGAGCUGCCAGGCCUGGGAUGCACAUCUGCAUCCUCUCUGUGCGGCCGGUCGUCCGCCGGAGUUUUGCCAGCAGAAGUGGUGCUACGUGGAUCCCUGUAAGUGCACCGUCAAGUCACCUCCCAAGGAGGCCUUGUAUUUCAACGCCACCAUGAGAGGGAAGAGCAUCUACUACUCUUAUGAAGCUUGCGGCUUCAAAGAUGCCUUCACUCCUAGCUUCAGCAAGAAUGCUUGUGUGAAUGCGAAAGACGAGAAGGCGUGCCCUCCAGGCGCCGGUAGCUUUGGAAGCCGAACUAGACUAGCUGCUGCACCGGUUCGACCGCACCGGAGUGUGGGCUGCUGCCCAAAUGUGCUUGGAGUGGAUCCACAUGUCUUGGAAAGGAACUGGUGGUGCCCGAGCUGUGCAGCCUCGAAAAGGAGGCCUAUAAUGGGACGAAGGUGGAGGACCUGCGAAGCUUCUGCGGCUCCGCCGUGCUGUCGUCUUUUCUCUUGA
Molecule: messenger RNA, 2673 nt
Organism: Durusdinium trenchii
Lineage: Eukaryota; Dinophyceae; Suessiales; Symbiodiniaceae
Source: the annotation of a GenBank genome assembly